Harpegnathos saltator (Jerdon's jumping ant) is the source of this 2123-nucleotide messenger RNA. RefSeq names its product odorant receptor 13a-like. The transcript is spliced from 5 exons. Gene Ontology annotation, molecular function: odorant binding; olfactory receptor activity. NCBI's taxonomy places the organism in Eukaryota, Metazoa, Arthropoda, Insecta, Hymenoptera, Formicidae. Gene Ontology annotation, biological process: sensory perception of smell; detection of chemical stimulus involved in sensory perception of smell. The record is from RefSeq and is a predicted model, not a curated record. The coding region runs from base 386 to 1591 and encodes 401 amino acids. Gene Ontology annotation, cellular component: plasma membrane.
UAUAAUACGAUUUUUAUAAAAUUGCUAAUCAAAGUCGAGACACAUUCAGCUCUUUCUCACGAGUUAACGAUUUGUUGUUACACGAUAAUAAAAUACGGAAUGUACCUGAAAAACUUGCUAAUCAUUUAUAUUGUUCCACAGGAAAAAUUGAUGCACUAGCAAACUAUAUUCUACAUAUUAUUCGGAAGAAGAAAUCUCAAAAUGGAAGAUGUACAAUAUCACACACAUGAACGCGACAGAUGCGUUCGAAAGCGACGCAUCAGAAGAAAAAUAAAAUUCCUUUCCUCAUCUUAACAUUUUUUUCACUUUUCCAUCUAUCUAUUCAUUCAUAAUAAAACCAUUUCCGACAAUUUCAUGAAAUGGAUGUAUUUCGGGAAAUAACGGCAUGUUGAGAGCACCGUGCAAGUAUCGUGUUCCUACAAUAAUGGAAUGGAAUGACGAUGUGGCGUACGCUUUGACUCCCCUCAAACUCUUAUCUAUGCCAUUAGGCUACUGGCCCCUGCAGAAAAAUAAUAUGUUCGAUCUACUGCGGUAUAGCCUGGCCGUCACCAGUAUGGCCUGGGUAGUGAUCGUCGUCAACAUCGAAGUCUAUUACAAUUGUAUCGAUCCGUACGCAAAGAUUGACGCUGUUUUGCUCUCUACUUGCGGUUUUUUGGCAUUAUUGAAGAUAACGUGGUUUCGUAUAUACGCCGACAACCUAAUUAGCAAUUUCAACUCCGCCAUCAACGAUUAUCUCACGAUUGAUAAUGAGAAGAAGCGCGUCGUUAUGCGACGGCACGCAUUUAUGGGCAGAGUGAUUUGUUACAGUGUCGUGUGUAUCGCUAAUGUCGCUUCGGUGUUCUACAUAUCUUUGCCUCUGAUGAAUGUUUCAGUAAACGGUUCCGCCGUAGGUUUCGAAAGGAAAUAUCCGAUUCCCUCAACAUGUACAUUAGGGACUUUGAACAUUUCUGGGACUUUGCACAUUAUACUAUAUGUGAUGCAUAGUAUUAUGUUAUUCAUCAUGGGCUCUGGCAAUAUUGGCGGUGAUUCUUUCUUCCUCGCGAUCACGGUACAUUUAUGCGGACAAGUGCAACUUCUGAGAGACGAGAUCGUCAACUUCGGUGUGAAAGGCUCGAAUCCGUGUGAAGAGUUUUCGAAGAUAUUGACAAGACAUCAACACCUGUUGUAUCAAGCAUCGCUCCUGGCAGAUACGAUUAGCUUCGUUUUAAUGGUACAAUUGCUCAUCAGUUGUGUCCUGAUUUGUGUAACCGGUUUUCAGUUUAUCCUGGCAUUGAAAGUGGGUGACAUGAUCAUGAUAUUUAAAACUCUAACGGUGCAGACUACUCUAUUGACACAAAUGUUUGCUUAUAGCUGCGUGGGAGAUUACAUGAAGUAUCAAAUCGAAGAAAUAGCACAUGCAAUUUUCAGCAGCAAUUGGUACUGGUUAUCAUUUAAACUAAUGAGAAACAUCUUAUUUGUUAUCGUACGAUCACAAAAACCUAUUCAAUUAAUGGCUGGUAAAUUUCUCGUCAUGAACAUGGAGACUUUUAUGAGUAUAAUAAAAACCUCCCUUUCGUAUCUAUCUGUGCUACGUGUAAUGGUGGAAAUGUAGAACGCGAAUAAUCGACGAGAGGAUUAGAAAAAUAAUGUAAGCACAUCUAAGCAAUAUCAUGAUUCUCGAAGGAAGAAAAAGAAAAUAAUUCUUAUAUCUGUGUAGGGAUAUAAGAUAGCAAGGCUUCAUAUGCAAGACUGUAUGUGUGAGAGAGGGAAAGUGUUUAUGUUGGCAAACGAGAAACAUCAGAGAAUGAUCCGCACGAGGUUGGACAACACGAUAAAGUUGUCGGCGCGAGUGCAAUACGCUUCAAAAGACAGAUGCGGUACAAUUAAUUUCUGCCGAGUGGUAUGAGCGUGUAAAGAGUAUAUGUGUGAAUGUACCAUAUAGCUAUAAAAGUGCAAUUGCAGUCCAAGUCAGUUUUAGUUUUUGUCUUGGCACAGAUGAGAGAGAGAGAGAGAGAGAGAGAGUGUGUGUGUGUGUAGUAUUUCUCUAGAAAGCCUAUUAACCAUAUUUGCUACCCGUCAAUAAAGCCUUUAUUAAACAUCCUACAUCUGUAUAGUCAAGUGAAAUAAUUAAAUUUUUAAGCAGU